CUGGGCCGGGCUGAUAGCCUAUCUCCCUGCUCAAAAGGGAGCAAGCAGCCAGAGUGCCUCCUCUUCCACCUCCUCCUCCUCCUCCUCUUCCUGCUCCCAGCCAGCAACGCCUGCAGCCAGCUCCUCCUGGAGAUGGGCAGCAUCGCCAGAGAGCCUGCCAUGGCCACAGAGCCCGACACUCAGCGGGAGCUGCAGGAGCCUGGGAGCACAGAGCCCCGGGCCCCCGUCAAGCGGGACCACCACCACCGGAUCUUUGUGAACCGGAGCCUGGCACUGGAGAAGAUCAAAUGCUUUGGCUUUGACAUGGACUACACCCUCGCAAUGUACAAGUCCCCGGACUAUGAAGAGCUGGCAUUUGAACUCUUGCUGGAACGCCUCGUGUCCAUUGGGUAUCCCCAUGAAAUCCUGGCGUACAAGUAUGACCCCACUUUCCCUACCAGGGGCCUGGUCUUUGAUGCCCUGUAUGGGAAUUUGCUGAAGGUGGACUCGCACGGGAACCUCCUGGUGUGCGCCCAUGGCUUCCGGUUCCUGAAGGGGUCUGACCUCUGGAAUUUCUACCCCAACAAGUUCAUCCAGAGGGAUGACAUGAAGCGCUUCCACAUUCUAAACACCUUAUUUAACUUGACAGAGACCUACCUCUUUGCCUGCUUGGUGGACUUCUUCACCAGCUGUCCCAGAUACAUGAAUUGCGACACCGGCUACAAGCAUGGCAACCUCUUCAUGUCCUUCCGCAGCAUGUUCCAAGAUGUCAGGGAAGCCAUGGACUACGUGCAUCUCUCGGGUUGCCUCAAGGAGAAGACACUGGAGAACCUGGAGAAGUACGUUGUGAAAGAUCCACGCGUUCCUCUCCUGCUAAGCCGAAUGAAGGAUGUGGGGAAGGUGUUCCUUGCCACCAACAGUGACUAUAAUUACACAGAUGCAAUCAUGACAUAUUUGUUUGACCUCGGUGAAGAUGUGGACAAAGCCCAGCACCGUCCCUGGCGCUCCUAUUUCGACCUGAUCGUCGUGGACACCCGCAAGCCCCUUUUCUUCGCUGAAGGGACGGUCCUGCGGCAGGUCAAUACGGACACUGGGAAACUGCGGAUCGGCACCUACACAGGACCCCUCCAGCACUGUGCGGUCUACUCUGGAGGCUCUUCAGACAUGGUGUGUGACCUUUUGGGAGUCAAGGGCAAGGACAUCCUCUACAUCGGAGACCACAUAUUUGGUGAUAUCCUCAAAUCCAAGAAGAGGCAGGGCUGGCGCACCUUCCUGGUGGUGCCAGAACUGGCCAAGGAGCUGCAAGUGUGGACAGAGAAGAGCGAACUCUUUGAGCAACUGCGGAGUCUGGAUGUCCUCCUGGCUGAGCUGUACCAGCACCUGGACAGUGGAAGCAGUGAGCGCCCAGACAUCAGCUCAAUCAAGAAGCAGAUACAGAAAGUCACACAUGAGAUGGAUAUGUGCUACGGGAAAAUGGGCAGCCUCUUCCGCUGUGGCUCACGCCAGACGCUCUUUGCCAAUCAGCUGAUGCGCUAUGCAGACCUCUAUGCCGCCUCCUUCGUUAAUUUCCUGUAUUACCCCUUCAGCUACCUCUUCCGGGCCCCACCCACCCUGAUGGCCCACGAGUCAACCGUGGAGCACGCCCGCGUGGAGCACAGCGAGGGGGGACUCCUCCCAGGGCACCACAUGCAGCACAAGCUUCAGGAACACGGGGACGAUGAGGACACUGACAACUGAAUCACACCAAAAUGUGAUGCUGAAGGAACUGUGGUGCUUGAUUUAAGCUGCUGGCAAACAGAAAUGGAGACUGAGAACACCACCCAGCCCCACAAGCCACCCCAUCUCGUGAAGCACCCACAGGACUUCCAGGGCGGACCAAGGAUGCCACUCAGCUCCUCAGCAGGAACGCUGGCCUAUCUGACCCACAGGGCCUUGCAGGAGGCAUCCAGCAAGACCCUUCUCCACUGCUGCUGGACUUUGCACAAAGCCAUCGAGAGCUGAAGAGCCAGAAUUGGCCCAACCCUCCAACUGCCGCCUUCUCACACUUCAGGAAAGGGCUCUGCAAGCCGUCUGUGCUGCAUCUUUGCAUGACCACUUCCAGAAACAAUCAGCAGCAAAGCAAACCAAUACAGGACCGGCUUCCUUCCUCCUGAGCGCUAAGAAUUGAGAGCUAAAACAGAAGCCAGCAUGAGAGACUGACACCAACUUGGCUUCCAACCCAAGCCUUGGUCAACCCUCCCUCCACCAGGGCAUGGGGGCACGCUCUUCCUCAUGCUCCCUCAAGGGUCUCUGGAGACGUUGAAGCGCUCUUCCCGCUGACUCAAGCUUGCAGAACUCUGGACUGAAGCUGCCAGAGCUGGGGCUGCCCACUGGCUCGGUGGAGAUGCUCAGAUGCAUGAUGGCAGCAGCUCCCCCAAAGUCCCAAGGAGUCCCACGGGGCGAGCAGCUGCCUGUUCUAGAGGAGCAAGGGAACCGGGCACGACAUGGAAUGGCUCUGGGAGGGAGCCGAUUCUGGGCUGAAGGGUCCUAUGGCAAUAGCCCUGAGGGAAAUUUUGAAAAAUGAAAGCCAGGCCAAGGGAGAGUUCUCCACUGAGAAUUGUGGAAGAGAAAUUAACCCAGCAGCUUCUCCAGCCCUAGAAAUCUACCCGGGAUGACAACCCAGAUGCCAUGCUUGUCCUGGGAGCAAAUCUGACAGGGAGGUUUAGCAAUGCUCUGCCCACAAAACCAGCCCCCCCCCAUUCCGGAACAUGGGGGGGGGCGGCAGAGCAACCCAGCCUGCAGCACCGCUCCGCCCGCCUGUGCCAGGGCUGCAACGGUGCUCCUCCGAAUCUGUCCAUCUGGCACUGACGGACUUCCUCUUCUGCUGGGCCCACCUUAGAAAGCCGCCAAGUUGAGAAGCUCAGGGACUCCUGGAGAGCGAGGGCUGCACAGCCAGCAGCCUUCCUGCACCGCACGUGGCACAGGAGAGAUGCCACUUGCUGAGUGGUUGUGCAGGCCUGGAUCCCUGGUGCGUGCUGGGAAUACAGGGCACACUUGCCUGGAGUGUGGACUCCGGGCAGCAGCAAAGAGCGGAGCGUGGGGAGCAGGCCCAGGGGAGCCAGCAGAUUCCUCGGCAUCCCUGCCUGUGCCCGCCCAAGAGGGGCCCGGAGGGCACUGGGCAAGGAACAAGGGCUCGUCUCCCUUCCACAAAGGCAGCUGCUCAUUCGUCGCUUGUGGCCCUUGGGCAGCCAGCCCUCUCCUGGUGAGACCGGGGCACUGCCCUCAUGCAUUUCCUAAAGCAACCCAAGCCGCAGAUCCGCUCCAGAGAUUCGAGCAUGGAAAGAGAAGCCGAAAUUCUGAAAGGGUCUGUGUCGAGCGCUGUUAUGUUUCCAGCCGAUUUAUGCCAGGAAAAACGUAACAUGUGAAAAGCCCUGCUGGAUCAGGCAAAGGUCCAUCUAGUCCAGGACUCUGGUCACACGGUGGCAAACCAGCUGCCCGCAGCGUCCCUCAGGCAAGAGGGUGCAGGCCCCCUGCCCAGCUCCUCAGCACCUGCUGCACACAGGUAUGCCCCUCUGGUCCAGGAGGGAGCCCACAGCCAGCAAGGCCAGUAGCCACCUGUUCUCCACCGUGCAACUGUCCAGCCCUCUUUAAAGCCGUCCAGACUGGUGGCCACCCGCAAUUCCCUUGGUAGCAAAUUCCCUGAUGUGAACGAUCCACCGUGUGAAGGCGGCUUCCUUUGAUCUCUCCCAGACUUGCCCCCCCUCAGCUUCAUGGCAUAACCCCAGAUUUGACUGUUAUGGGGGAGGGAGAAAAGCGCCUCCCUCUCAACACAGUGCAUUACUUUAAGCACCUCUUCCGUGUCUCCUCUUUCUCGCCUUCAUUCGAAGCUGAACAGGCCCAGCUGGAGCUGCUCCUCACAGGGAGGGAGGCGCCUCGGCCCCUUCCUGCCCUUCUCUGUAUUUUUCCAACUUAAUAAAGUUCUUUUCCAGGUAAGGUAA
Molecule: messenger RNA, 3956 nt
Organism: Varanus komodoensis (Komodo dragon)
Lineage: Eukaryota; Metazoa; Chordata; Lepidosauria; Squamata; Varanidae
Product: cytosolic purine 5'-nucleotidase-like
Exons: 18
Coding region: 133-1716 (527 amino acids)
Molecular function (GO): 5'-nucleotidase activity
Source: RefSeq, a predicted model, not a curated record